AUGUCUCAAGUUCUUAAGGGAUUUACGGCCGUGAAUGACACCAGCCCUUCUGUGGAUUCUCAGAUGAAGGGAAUGAAACGACAAUAUUCUCCUGAUAGAACAGAGGCAAUUGCCAUUGUUGGGAUGAGCUGCCGUUUCCCUGGGGACUCAAACACCCCCGAGGAAUUCUGGGAGUUAUGUGCCCAAGGACGAGAUGCUUGGUCGGAACACCCACCUAGCAGAUUCAAUGCGAGCUCCUUUUAUCAUCCGAAUGUUGAAAGGAAUGGUUCCCCUUUUGCACAGAUGGUCAUGAGUGGCGGAUAUUACUUGAAGCAAGAUAUCUCUCAUUUUGACGCUCAAUUUUUCCAGAUAAGUCCAACUGAAGCGAAGGCCAUGGACCCCCAACAGAGGAUUCUGCUUGAGUGCGUUUACGAAGCUCUGGAGAGCGCGGGUAUUCGCAUGGACAGUAUCAGAGGGACCAACACCUCAGUCUACACAUCAGCUUUUAAUUUGGACUAUGAUCAACUGCUGAGAAGUGACCCAGAGAACCUUCCCGUGUAUCAAUCCACGGGAAACGCUCCCUCGAUCCUGUCCAACAGAAUCUCUCACUUCUUCGACUUGAGGGGCCCCAGCGUCACCAUUGACACCGCUUGCUCGUCGAGCCUCGUAGCUAUGCAUACAGCAUGUAACGAUUUACGUUCCGGUGAAUCUAAACAAGCAAUUGUAGGAGCCGCAAACCUGAUCAUCAAUCCGGAUCGAGCAGUUGAAAUGACUCGACAGGGCUUCUUUUCACCUGACGGGCGAUGUUAUACCUUCGACGACCGUGCCGAAGGGUAUGCCCGUGGCGAAGGGAUUGCCUGCAUUGUCUUGAAAACCCUAAAUGAUGCCCUGCGGGAUGGCGAUCCCAUCAGAGCAGUGAUUCGAGAAACUUUCACCAACCAAGAUGGAAGAACCGCAGGCAUAACAUUACCCAACCGUGAUGCGCAAGAAUUACUGAUUCGCUCUGCCUAUAUAAGAGCAGAUUUAAGUCCUCUGGACACCAGUUACAUCGAAGCGCACGGUACUGGGACAGCAGCGGGUGAUCCAGUUGAGGCCGAAGCCAUUGCAGCAGUGUUUGGUGAAGGAAGACCGAGUCAUCAGCCACUCCGCCUUGCAUCGGUUAAAACAAAUAUUGGGCAUUUGGAGUCUACAAGUGGACUAGCGGGCGUGAUCAAGUGUGUGAAGAUGCUUGAAAAUGGGGCCAUCGCCCCGAGCCUCAAUUUCAGACGAGCAAAUCCACGCAUCCCUUUGGAGGAAUGGAAACUCAUGGUACCUUUGAAACUGGAAUCGUGGCCAUCUGAUGGUGUUCGACGUGUGUCGGUCAAUAGUUUUGGGUUCGGGGGUACGAACGCACACCUUAUCAUGGAAGAUGCAGGCCAAUAUCUUGCCCUACGUGGAAUGAAAUCAUCUCAUCGAUCAGUAUCCCCUCAGACAGGCAAAGACCCUACUGUGAUGGGAAAAAGCGAUGGUCAACGGCGGCUUUUCGUGGUCACUUCCAACGACAAGGAAACGUUGAAAAUGUCCCUGCAGAAUCUAAAACACUACGUUCAAAUGCAUACCCCUCACCAGGUGGAAUGUUUCAUGGAGGACCUUGCUUACACGUUGAAUCAGCGCCGGUCUAUGCUGCCAUGGAAGACUGCAGUCUCAGCAGCGUCAGCAGCAGAACUCGUCGAGUCACUCCAAGCCCCGACUAUAACGCGGUUAUCCACAAAGGUUCCAAGAAUUGGUUUAGUGUUUACUGGUCAAGGAGCCCAAUGGCACGGAAUGGCACAAGAGCUGAUCCACGCGUUUCCGGUGUUUGAGUCGACUUUGGUCGAGGCUAAUUGCUAUUUGCAAAAAAUGGGAGCAACAUGGUCGAUCUUCGACGAGCUGGACCGCGACGCAAGCACAACCAACAUCAACAUCGCCGCCAUCUGCCAGCCGCUGUGUACUGCCAUCCAGAUAGGCCUAGUAAACCUCCUGCAGUCAUGGGGUGUUCAAGCCUCUGCAGUUGUCGGGCAUUCAAGUGGGGAGGCUGCUGCGGCUUAUGCCGCAGGCGCCCUAACAAUGGAUGCGGCCCUGUCAAUUUCUUAUUUCAGAGGAUUGCUCUCUACGAACAUCUCCAGCAAAGCUCCUCAUCUUCCUGGUGCCAUGAUUGCUGUCGGUGUAUCCAAGGAGGAGGCUGAGACUUAUAUCUCGACUGUUUCUUCAGGAUACGUCACCGUUGCUUGCAUAAACAGUCCCUCCAACGUGACGUUGUCUGGUGAUGCUUCGGCCAUCGAGGAGCUCCUCAGACAGCUUCAAUCCAAAGAAGUCUUUGCUCGCAAGCUCAAAUCGGACACCGCGUAUCAUUCGAAUCAUAUGCAAGCCAUUGCAGACGACUAUCUCAUGGCAUUGCGGGAUCUACGAACGAACCCGCUGAUCAGAGUUCCAUUUUGGAGUUCGGUUACUGGCCAGCUUGUUGAAGCCAUAGACCUAGAUGCCAAAUACUGGGUCAGGCAUAUGCUUUCCCCUGUAAGAUUUGUCGAAUCUGUGCGAAAUUUGUGCCUUCGCUCCCAACAAGCACACCAUCAAGGCUUAGAAAGGCGAGACAGCGCCAUCGACUUUCUCAUUGAGAUUGGCCCACACUCUGCUCUAGCAAGCUCCGUGAAACAGAUCCUGGCAACUCCGGAAUUGAAAGAUGCAAACAUUGAGUACACAUCUACCUUGCGCCGAAACAGGGAUAAUGUGGCCGCCAUACUUGACUCUGCAUCUGCAAUAUUUACCGCGGGGUAUCCCCUCAAGAUGAACGCCAUCAACCUUCCCAGGUCCCAAAGUUUGCCGCGUGUUCUAGUGGACUUACCCCCCUAUGCGUGGAAGCAUACCGUUAGCCAUUGGUACGAGAGUCGCCUCAGCACGAACCAUCGGUACAGAAAACAUCCCCGACAUGACCUCCUGGGCGCCCCUGUCAAUGAUUUCAAUGAGUUAGAGCCGAGGUGGAGAAACAUUCUUCGUGUAUCGGAUAUCCCUUGGGUGCGGGAUCAUGUGGUGCAAUCCAGUAUUGUCUACCCGGCUGCUGGAUACAUCUCAAUGGCCAUCGAAGCAGUUGCACAAUGCAUCUCGGAUCAAGACACUACCGCACUUGGUUUUAGGCUACGAAACCUUGAUAUCAGCAAGGCGCUUGUGAUUCCCGAUGACUCUGACGGCAUUGAAACAAAUUUUGUUCUUCGUCCAUUUAAUGGAAGUAGUAGCGGCUCUUCAACUACUUGGCAAGAAUUUUGCCUCUACUCACAUAGCAAAGAGGAAGGGUGGUCCGAGCAUUGUCGUGGUCUGAUUGCUAUGGAGGGGAAAGAAUCGAAAUCAGGGAUUGACACCAGAGAGAAAAGCCAGGUGCUGGAGACUAACCGGCAGAAAUUUGCAGAUGGGGCAACUGCUUGCCACGAAGUCAUUGACAUCCAAGGAGUGUAUCGCCUCCUUGAAACUCUUCAGCUUAAAUUUGGUGGGACUUUCAAAAACUUGGUCGACGCAUAUGGCGGACCUUGCCAAGCAUUAUGUACCGUCGCAAUUCCCGAUACGAAAGCUGUCAUGCCACAAGGUUUUGAAUAUCCCCAUGUCGUCCACCCGGCCACAAUGGACGCCAUUCUCCAGACCUUCAUCAUCUCACUAAUGAGCACUGGGACACCUGAAUCACCUAUGUUGCCAAAGUCUAUCAAGGAAAUUUUCGUCGCCGCAGACAUCAACAAGACCGCAGGCCAUCAGUUUUCAGUCCAUGCGUCUACCCAGUUCAAGGGUCCUCACGAAACUGAAACGGUCAUCACGGUGGUUGACGAUUCUAACCGUGACAAGUCCACUCUCGUCGAGGUUAAGAAAUUGAAAUGUGUCUCACUCUCAGGCAGAGACUUAAAACAGAAUGUGGAGCGGAGAAAGCUCUGCUAUAACAUGUCUUGGGAACCUGAUGUCGACAUGCUCACUCCUGAAAUGUCCAGAAAGCUCUUCUCCGCAACAUCGGGCGCUGUUGACCCCAUCACAAUUUCCAUUUUGGAUCACAUUUCCCUCCAAUACAUUGCGGAUGCGCUCAAGGUGCUGAAAGAGUCAGACUAUGACAAUAUGCAGCCGCACCAUCAACGAUACUAUAAGUGGAUGCAACUGCAAUCCAACCUUGCCUCAGCUGGCAAGCUGGAGACUCUCAAUUUACUGGAAGCAGCCCGUGACUCUGUUAAUGUUGACAAACUCCGCAAUGAGCUUCAAGGAAGCCCCGACGGCCGGUUGCUUGAUAAGGUGGGAAGCAAUCUGGUUCGCAUUUUGACAAAUCAAGCCCAGCCUCUAGACCUGAUGAUGGAAAAUGACCUGCUUCAUGAAUUGUACAGCAACGGCAUCGGUGUCGACCGCUCCUCGGCACAACUGGCUUCGUACGUCGACAAGAUCAGUCACAAAUUACCGAAUAUGAACAUCUUGGAGAUUGGCGCCGGUACCGGCGGGUCAACGUUGCCGAUGUUGCUGGCAUUAGGUGGACAUGACAACCGUGACGCUCGCUUUAGUCACUAUGCAUUCACGGAUAUCUCCUCCGGUUUCUUCGAGAAAGCACGGGCUAAAUUCAACGCCUGGUCAGGUCUCAUGAGCUUCAAGAAGCUUAAUAUCGAGUGUGAUCCCGAAGAGCAAGGAUUCCAGAAACAGGAGUUCGAUCUGAUCCUUGCAGCCAAUGUUGUGCAUGCUACUCGGAGCCUGGAUAACACAAUGCAGAAUAUCCGAAGCCUUUUAAAACCAAACGGGAAACUGAUUAUGGUCGAGAUAACGCAUCCGGCCGUUCGUGUUUCCUUGAUCUUCGGGACUCUACCUGGAUGGUGGUUAGCUACCGAGGAAAGCCGUGAGAUGGCUCCAACUCUGGCGGAAUCCCAGUGGGAGGCAGUCCUGAAGAAGAACGGCUUCAGUGGGCUGGACGCAUGCUUGUGGGACCAGCCAAAAAGGAAGGACCAUCUAGCCAGUCUUAUCGUAUCUACUGCGCUGUCUGCUGUGGAAGAUAAGUACCCCGAGGUAACAUUGAUCCACGACGGAUCGCUGGAGAGUACAUUCCUAGAUCUUUUGCAAGGGUCCUUGGCUAAGGUUGUUGGAGUGCCACCAACAUUGAACUCACUGGAAAACGCUCAGGUGGAUGGUAAGGCCUGCAUUUUUCUCAUCGAGCUCAACCGUCCAAUUCUCUCUUGUCUCAGUUCUGCCCAGUUCAAUGCCAUCAAAAGAUCCAUCACAACGGCCCAGGCUGUUCUGUGGGUUUCUCGUGGAGGUAGAACUCCCUCGUCAGAAAUGCCCGAAGCCAGUUUGGUCUCUGGUCUAUUCUGUGCACUAAGGUGCGAGUUUAAAUUGUCUAAGUUGGUGACGCUUGACCUUGACCCUCAAACUCCCCAUGAUGAAACAACAGAUAUAGAGUCGAUCAUAGGUGUCUUCCGAUCCGCUUUCAGUCUCGAAAGUGACAAAACAGAAUGCGAUAAUGAAUUUUGUGUGAGGGAUAAACUCAUAUCCAUUCCCCGCGUUCUCGAAAAUCAUCAGAUGAACGACUACAUCUCAGCGAGAGCUGCGCCGAAACGAUCUGCGCAGCAGGCUUUCAGUCAGACCUCUCGAUUUUUGCAUCUGGAGAUAGAGAUACCAGGCCUCCUGGACUCGUUCAUAUUCGUGGACAAUCCAGCCUUUGCUCUUCCACUGGGAGAUGACGAGGUGGAGAUAGAGAUUAAAGCCUGUGGUCUGAACUUCCACGACGUCCUGACUGCCAUGGGUCACAUUGAAAGUGGGCCGCUGGGGUAUGAGUGCGGUGGGAUUGUCCGAAGUAUUGGAAAUCAUGUGAAGUCCGUCGGUGUAGGCGAACGCGUCUUUGCUUGGGUAAUCGGGGCAUUCGGCAACUAUGUCCGCACCAACAAGAAAUUGGUCCAAAGAAUACCGCGGGAGAUGACCUACGAGGAGGCUGCCUCAGUACCUGCCGUAUAUUCCACGGCCUACAUAUCGUUAUGUGAAACAGCACGCCUCCGCAAAGGGGAGACUGUGCUCAUCCAUGCCGCUGCAGGUGGGGUUGGCCAAGCGGCGAUUGCCUUGGCUCAGUGGAUUGGAGCUGAGGUAUUUGCCACGGUGAGCACAGUGGAGAAGAGGCAGUUCAUCAUGGAGCGGUAUCACAUUGCCGAAGAUCACAUCUUCUCUAGCAGAGACACCACAUUCGCCUCAGGCGUCAUGAGAUUGACCGAAAAUAAAGGAGUUAACGUUAUUCUGAACUCGCUAUCCGGGGAUGGACUGAGAGAGUCGUGGAAUUGCAUUUCCAUGUUUGGUCGUUUCGUUGAAAUCGGCAAGCGAGACCUCUUUUCCAACAGUCUCCUGGAGAUGGAGCCAUUUCUGCGCCAUGUCAGUUUUUCUGCCAUUGACCUCGACACCAUUCUCUACCACAAGAGCGACUACGCUGCCGAGAUCUUGGCAAAAAUUAUGGAGUUACUUGAAAAGAAGGUCAUCGAACCAGUUCAACCCAUUACGGUCUUUUCAAUGUCCGAGGUUGAGGCUGCUUUCCGAUUGAUGCAGGGAGGGAAGCAUAUAGGGAAGAUCGUCAUUGCCCCACAACCGGGGGAUCAGGUCAAAGCAUCCGUGAGAGUGUUGACCAACUCUGUGUUCCGGGACGAUGUUUCCUAUCUGCUAGUCGGUGGCCUAGGUGGUCUUGGGAAGGCCAUUGCUCAGUGGAUGGUCUGGAAUGGGGCGAAGAACAUCGUUUUCCUAUCUCGCAACGGGUCAAACUCGCACGGCUCCCAGGAAUUUGUCAAGGAUCUCGAGAAAGAUGGUGCUACCGUCACGAGUCACACUGGCAAUGUCUGUGAUGAAAAACUGGACAUCUCAUUCGAGAAGAUGACUCUCGACGAUUAUGAAUCCGUCCUCCUCCCCAAGGUCGGUGGAUCAUGGAACCUUCACCGAUGCCUCCUGAGGACCGAUUUGGACUUCUUCGUGAUUCUAGGCUCGGCUGUUGGCGUGGUAGGAAAUCCAGGACAGAGUAAUUACGCCGCAGCGUCAGCCUUCCAAGACGCUUUAUCCUGUCACCGAGUCUCCAUGGGCCUCCCGUCGGUAACCAUCGACCUGGGUGUCGUUCAAGGGGCGGGAUAUGUAUUUGAAAAUGACCAGACGAAAGCCAAGUUGAAGCGGCAGCUCUACGACGAAAUUGACAUCGAGGAACUUCGUGCGAUCUUACAGUUUGUUGUGACCCAGUCUUCUGAGAAUCAGUCUUCUCAGGUCAUUACUGGUUUACAUAUCUCUGAGGACCUCGUCCUCGACUCUGAAGAAUUUGGCAAAGAUCGUCGGAAGCCGCUAUGGACACAGGAUCCCAAGUUCUCUCAUUUACGUUCCGUGUCAGUGAUGAGGAUUCGAGAUAAUAAUGAUCUGGCCAAAGUGCUCCUUUACCGUCUCCAAAAGGCCCAAACCCUAGAGGAAGGGUCGUUAAUUCUACAAGAAGCGGUUAUUGACAAAUUAUCUCGACUAUUGAUGAUACCCAAGGAUAACAUCAGUCCAAAUCAUACUACUGCCGCCCUGGGUGUCGACUCACUCAUCGGCGUUGAGCUGCGCAAUUGGGUUUUGCAUGAGAUCAAAGCUGAUAUACCGCUCUUUGAGAUUCUUGGAAAGGGCUCUAUUGCCACCUUGUCCCAUCGAAUCGCGACCAAAUCCGAGCUUCUUGGUCCAGCAGUUCGCAUAACGAGCGACCGGAAAAGUCGUUCAGCGGAUCCUCUGAGUGACGGAAGACGAGAAGUUACGGAGAAUGCGAUUCCUCGGGAUAACCAAAACGGGACUAAAGGCUUGAAGGAACCGCACCGAGUACGAAAAAUGCGUGCGUUGUUUGAGCAGUACUCCCGUGGUCUACAGCCUGCAAGGCAUCCGCCGGUGGAAGAUGAGAACUGGACUGUGAUGCUCAUCGGAUCCACUGGUUCAGCGGGUUCAUAUCUGCUGGAGCGUCUGCUCCAGCAUCCCAAUGUCAUCAAAAUUAUCUGCAUCAACCGGUCGAUCAACAGCAGGGAACGACAGAUUGAGGCGAAUGCUUUGCGUGGCCUUCCCACCAAUUUCACCCUCGAUCGAGUGGAGUUUGUUCAAGCCAAACUGGGUGCUCAUGACCUAGGCCUCGCUCCAGAAACCUACAGGUCGUUGCUAUCUUCGGUAACGCAUGUGGUCCACGCUGCAUGGAAACUCGAUUUCAUUUCCCCCGUCGAGGCAUUUGAGCAUGAUCAUCUUUGCGGUGUGCGAAACGUUAUCCAAUUCAGUAUCUCAUCGUCCAAGACGCCACGUAUCUAUUUUCUGUCCAGCCUCUCAUCUGUUAUUGACUGGCAAAGGCACCAUCCAGGAUUCAUCCCGGAAGAGAUCAUAGAUGAUCACAAUGCAGCAGUUCCCUUGGGCUACGCUGAAUCGAAGCUGGUUGCCGAGCAAUUGUUGAGUGUUGCAAGCAAGCGUUGCGGGGUCUUGACGUAUGUGAUUCGGGCCGGACAACUUACUGGCCCAGUGCAUAGGAAAGGCAUGUGGAAUAGAACCGAAUGGUUUCCCAGCAUAAUUGCCAGCGGGCGGUAUUUAGGCCUCUUGCCUGAGACAAUGAAGGGAGCUGAUACUAUCGACUGGGUCCCUGUGGAUAUCUUUGCGCAAAUCGUCAUGGAGCUGAUGGACGGCGCCGAGAUCACGUCUCCUCCUCUCCCGACAGUCUACAACGUCGUAAACCCGCGGUCCGCCCAAUGGAGUGUCCUUCUCCCCGCUAUCAUCGCUUAUUUAAACCGGAAAGGGGUUUCUGUUCAAACUGUGCCUUUCGACACUUGGAUCAAUGCGUUAAAGAAAUCCACAACCAGUGGGACGCAGGGCAGUGCUAGUCAGAACCCGGCAAGUUACUUCUUGGAACUUUUCCGGGUCCUUGGGGAAAGGAAGGAAGCCGUAACUCCCGAAAUGCGGCGGGCCCUAGCUGCAAGCAACAGCUUAGCUUCGAUGGAACCGGUUCAGGAGGAGUGGGUGAUGAAGUGGAUGCAAGAGUGGGAAAUGCACUAG
Messenger RNA from Penicillium subrubescens, 9000 nucleotides. Its product is annotated as Type I Iterative Polyketide synthase (PKS). Gene Ontology annotation, molecular function: oxidoreductase activity; fatty acid synthase activity; 3-oxoacyl-[acyl-carrier-protein] synthase activity. Bases 1 to 9000 code for a protein of 2999 amino acids. The record is from RefSeq and is a predicted model, not a curated record. NCBI's taxonomy places the organism in Eukaryota, Fungi, Ascomycota, Eurotiomycetes, Eurotiales, Aspergillaceae. Gene Ontology annotation, biological process: fatty acid biosynthetic process; secondary metabolite biosynthetic process. The transcript has 11 exons.